Dendronephthya gigantea is the source of this 2258-nucleotide messenger RNA. Its product is annotated as activin receptor type-2A-like. Gene Ontology annotation, cellular component: plasma membrane; activin receptor complex. Gene Ontology annotation, molecular function: activin binding; ATP binding; activin receptor activity. Lineage: Eukaryota; Metazoa; Cnidaria; Anthozoa; Malacalcyonacea; Nephtheidae. Bases 119 to 1648 code for a protein of 509 amino acids. The transcript has 7 exons. Gene Ontology annotation, biological process: activin receptor signaling pathway; cellular response to growth factor stimulus; protein phosphorylation. The record is from RefSeq and is a predicted model, not a curated record.
AUUCUUCUCGCAUAAAAUUUUACUUUAUUGAGACAAUCGGGCGCUUGUAAAAAACGUUUACUAUAUUGUAGAGAAAUUCAUCCUAAAAUAUCAAACAAAGAACGCAGUGUACAGUGGAAUGAUGUGGAACAUUUAUAUAAUAUUUGAAAGUUGUGUAUUUGCUCUAUUUGUUUUUAAAGUUGAAGUUGGCGCAGUGAUAUGUGUCUAUAAAACCCAUGAGAUGAAUUACACAUCAACUACUGAGUGCAGUUAUGGCUGUCUGGCUGCCUGGUUCAAUCGAAGUGGGGCUCCACAUGUUCAACAACAAGGAUGUUGGGAUACCAUUGCCCAUACCCACCAUUCCAGAAAUUAUAAAUGUGAAGGUAUAUCUCAGGUAAAAGGGAAAAAACCGCCAUAUCCUGUUGUUUGUUUCUGUCGAAAAAGUUAUUGCAACAGAAAUGUCACAUGGGUGGGAACUGACGAAGACCCAAAUGCAGUUUAUCCAAAAGUUCCCAGUGACAUGCCACAACCCAAACAAAACAAUGAUCACAUCAUAUUUGUUGUUGUGGCUAUAGUUGGCACCGUAAUGGUGUUGAUUGUCCUUUUUUUGGUGUACAUGAAAAAACGUGCUCAUUUCAAACCAGAGCUAGAAAAUGUCAGCAAAGCCAGUGAGGUGGAGACAUUGAUUCCUUCAGAGUUAUUGCCUCCAAUAGAUUUAAAAGAUGUUUUAUCUCAGGGACAGUUCUGUAUUGUAAGGAAAGGUAGAAUGGGACACAAAGAUGUUGCUGUGAAGAUUUUCCCUAUUUCUCAGUGCUCAAAGCCAACUCCAUCAGCAUUGACAGAAGAAGAUAUUUACAUAGUAUGCAAGCUAAGUCAUGAAAAUAUACUCAAGUUUAUUGGCAAACAUAUUCAUGAAGAAGGUAGCCAACAACAACUUUGGCUGGUCACAGAGUACAUUGAACAAGGCUCGUUAUCAGAUUUUUUGAAACGAAACACAAUCAGCUGGGAAAACCUCUUUCAUAUGGCACAAGGCAUGGCCCUAGGUAUGGCAUAUCUUCAUGCUGAAAUACCUAGAGUCAAACCUUCCAUUGCACAUCGUGACAUCAAGAGUAAGAAUAUUCUUGUUAAGAAUAACCUAACAUGCUGUAUAUCAGAUUUUGGUCUCUCAUUGAAGUUUAAUGAUGACACAUGUGGUGACACCCAUGGGCAGGUUGGUACACGACGUUAUAUGGCACCUGAGGUGUUAGAAGGCGCAAUCAAUUUCUCAAGGGAGGCAUUUCUUCGUAUUGAUAUGUAUGCAUUUGCUUUGUGUCUUUGGGAGUUGCUCACCAGGUGCACCGCUGUGCAGGAAGAACCUGUUGGCGAUUACAAAAUGCCUUUCGAAGAAGAAGUUGGAAUCCAUCCCAGCUUAGAGGAGUUGCAAGACUAUGUCGUGAAUAAAAAGACACGUCCAACAUUUCCAGCAGAAUGGAAAAACAAGGAUCAGGCGAUUGAUGGAGUGAUUGUGACGAUUGAGGAAUGUUGGGAUCAUGAUGCUGACGCACGUCUUACAGCUGACUGUGUUGCUGAAAGAGUAAAACAACUCUGUGUGACUGGCAAACGACAGACAAACUCACCUUUGGCUGUUUCUUUUAAAUCUAUCGAGCAGGAGAAUGUUCUUUUGGCAUAGAGAGCUCAUGAUAUAUUCUCCAACUGUGAAGUUUAUCUUUCCUUUCCUUUGAACUGCAUUGUAUGAAGAUGAGGUCCCUAUAAUACCGUGUCAGGAAAUAAAGCCAACUUAAAAGUUUGUCUAGUCAAUCUGCAGUGUUUGGUGUUGUGUGUACUGAAAGUGCACGUUUACAUUAUUUUUACAAUUGUUGUAAAGCAUUCAACUGCGCAAAUGUGCACAAAGUUUUAUUCUAUUGAGAACUAUGAUUUUAGGACACGUUCACACGCGGAUCUGGCGAAUUUUGGCACCGUCCUCGAAGUCGUCCAAGGUCUUGUGCUCACACGAGGAAACCAGGAGUUUACACACACAGUAGUGACAGUACCCAGUUUGUCCGAUCCCGUGUGAACGUAGCCUAAGAUCUUUCCAAAAAUAUAAAUGUGAAUAUAUACAUGUAUUUCAUUUUGCAUUUCAGUUAAAUUAAAAGCAAGAACAAUAACUGAACUUAAGAAACUGUUCUUAGAACGUUUAGUUAAUAUUAUAAUACAAUAUUUGGGUUGGAUUUUAUACAUAAAAACAGAACUUUGUUAAAUCUCGUAAGUUCGUUUGUAAAUAAAAUAUAUAUAAAUAUAUG